AUCAAAUCACAAGUCUUUUAACCCCAUAUAUGUCACGCCAAGCUAACAGUAAUUCAUCACUUCACAGUUCGUUCUCUCAAGUCUUAGACUCUUAGCUUCCUCAACUCCCCAUCCAUUCAUCCAAAUCCAAAUAUAUGCUAGAAUAAAAGAUUUACAAAUCAAAGAAUGGAUUUUGAUGAUAAUGAUGAUGAGCAAGAAGACGAAAUCGAGAUGCACCAUCAAAUGGAAGCUAUAGGGUCUUAUCAGUCGCAUGGACACCCCGGUAGAGGCGGGGAAGAAACCCAAGCGGCCGCACUCGCCGGCGGGAGAAAAAACGGCGCCGGCGCCGGGCCCAUGACCACAUACAGGCACAGAGAGUGCUUGAAGAACCAUGCAGUAGGGAUGGGCGGGCACGCGGUGGAUGGAUGCGGCGAGUUUAUGCCGGCGGGACCCGACGGGACCCUAGAAGCCCUGAAAUGCGCCGCCUGCGGCUGCCACCGGAACUUCCACCGGAAAGAGGAGGAAAUCUGCGACUACGCCAACACAUCGUACCGCACGCCGCCACUUCAUCACUGCCACCCGCCAGGUGGCGGUUACCUCCCACUGGCGCUGCCGUCGACCUGCCGGAACAAUGAGGUGUCGAACCCGAGCAGCAGCGCCGGCGGGGAAGGCGGGUCGAGAAAGCGGUUCAGGACGAAGUUCACCCGGGAGCAAAAGGACAAAAUGAUGGCCUUCGCCGAGCAACUGGAGUGGCAGAUUCAGAAAGACGACGAGGAAGCCGUCGAGCUUUUCUGCGCCAACACAAACAUCCGGCGACAGGUGUUUAAGGUUUGGAUGCACAAUAAUAAGCACACCCUUCGUAAAAGAUCCUCCUAGCCAGCCGGCUGCUAAUUAAUUUCCCAUUCAUAUAUAUUUGCUGAAAGUAAAAUUAAUGGACAAUUAUUAGGAUUGAGGUAAUUAGGACUGAUUAAUAUUAUAUGGUAGAGUUGUUUUUCCCAUGAGUGCAGGCUAUUUUUAAUUUGUUAGAGGUGUUUUGCUAAUUAAUUAUAGGGGAAAAUAAUUUAAUUAUCCUAAACUAUGAAAGGGUGUGAGAUAAAUACCUCAAACUAUCAUUGUAAUAUACUUCAUUUGGUUCUUAAUUAAGUUCCUAAUUUGACUUCACACAUAUUAAGAAAAUAAAUUUAAUGAGG
This is a messenger RNA of Cuscuta epithymum, 1169 nucleotides long. The record is from the annotation of a GenBank genome assembly. Lineage: Eukaryota; Viridiplantae; Streptophyta; Magnoliopsida; Solanales; Convolvulaceae.